Molecule: messenger RNA, 4050 nt
Organism: Synchytrium microbalum
Lineage: Eukaryota; Fungi; Chytridiomycota; Chytridiomycetes; Synchytriales; Synchytriaceae
Exons: 7
Coding region: 1-4050 (1349 amino acids)
Source: RefSeq, a predicted model, not a curated record
AUGGCUAGUAGCAAAUGGUUUCAAGCAAAGUCAUCCAGCAAGCCCAGCGACUAUAGCAGACCAAUCCUUCCGCCAAGGAAAGUUGGAGUCGGUCUUACAUCUGGAUCUCAAUCUCAAAUGUCCAGACCCCCUGCAGCAGGCUAUCAACAGAGGCGUCAAGCUCCAGCUGAAAAGUACCAAGAACGAAGUCGACCUAUAUCAGACAUCUUGUCCCAAAUAGAAGACUUUGCGUCUUCUGAAAUACCUAAUAGCCCCCCUCAGAUGAGCGCUCUGCCGUACAAACCCGAUGUCUUGAGAGAUUUGCCACCGCAACGUGUCCGUCGUGAAGAUAAAUCAAAGUCCCCAGGCCGUGAACGAAGACAUUCACCUACAAACACAGCACAUACAGCAUCAUCAUUCGCCGAAUCGAGACAGAAUGCAGCGUCAUCAGUCGCUGAUGGUGGACAGAGACGUGAAAGGUCUCGAGAUCCGAAACAACGUAUAGUUCGAGAUCGUCUGCCUGAUUCAGGCUCCGAUAGUGAGCAACGAGGCCAAGGUCGUAGUCGGGCUAUAUCACCCAAUCCUUCUAAUUACACGUCCGUCACUGGUCGGUCUGGUAAAUCAGGACCUCGAGAUCCUGAUGCUACGUUUGGAAUUAGCUCAAAGUCGAUAGGUGCUGCUCUUAAUUUCGGAGAACAACCUAGUAGGGAUGCUCAAUCCCAGCGAAGUGCUGGCCAUCUUCGCCGUAAUAGUGAUCAGGGAUCAGGACUUCCAGGAGCCGAUGAUAUGAUGAUGCAGCUACAAGUACAGGAAGCUUUGUUGGAUGCGGCAGGCUUCCCAGUCUUGUCUUCAGACAAAUACGAAAUCCAGAAACGUGAACUAGCAAAUCUAUCUGCUCAAGUAGCUAGUCUCCACUCUCGAUUGGCUCUUGAAUCUCGAGUCCGUGAGGCUGCUCUAAAUCUAACUCGUUUGAAUUCUGGCAAUCCAGAACAGACACGGUCUGCUCAAGAUCAGCUUGCCCAAGCCAAUAAAAAAGUAGAUGCUAUAGCUACCGAGUUAUGGAAGAUUACCGGUAAACUUAUGGAAGUGGAACGAGCUGUAUUGAAACAUUUAGGAGGUGUCCUCAGAUGGGAAGUCAUGAAGAAUCGUAAUGGUGGUGGCCAUGGCUAUACUGAUCUAAAUGGGCAGGAUGCAUCUGGUUUCACUACUACACAAAAGUUGGCGUCAGCUGAAGCCAAAGUACGAGAGCUAGAACAUAUGAUUGACAUGUUGAAUAACUCUAUUGGUCGUAUGGAAGCCGAUCAAGAGCCAAUGAAGAAUGAAUUAGGACGAUAUCAGGAUCAAGUCAGAAGUCUAAAAGAAGAACGAGACCGUCUAGCUUCACGUAAUCCAUAUAAUACUCCUGAAAAUACUCCAGGUCGCGGUGGAUCUCCAGGAGAUUCUAGUAGACUGAAAUUAGAAUUAGCUACUACUCGAGCUGAACUCGCAGCAACCAAAGAUGAACUCUUGUCGUCUCGUGAAACCAUCACGCGUCUUCAAGUCCAACAUGAAGAUGACUCAACUGUAAUAGAAGCUAAAGAACGUGAAGUCGCUAAUAUGGGUGCAGAAUUGGAAGAAGUCACGAAUCAGCUCGAUAUGCACAAGGAAGCUGCUUAUGCUGCUGCCUACACUGCAUCUAAAGAAUCUCCUGAAGCACGUAGGGCAAUUGCUGCUCUACAAGUACAAGUAGCUACUCUGGAAAAUCAAUUACAGAAAGCCAAAGGCCAUGCUUCGCGGUCAGCUCGUAGAGACGAAGACGAAGAAUCACGAGGUCGUGGAGGUCGCUCACGUAGUCGUGGACCACCAGGUGACACUGCUGCUGAUUUGGAAGACAGACUCAUCCGUGCUCAAGAUGAUUUGGAACGAGCUAAAGCCGACCAAGCUCGUACCGAACGAGAACUCCAACGAGUACAUAAAGAACUAAGUACUUCAGCCGCUCAAUCUCUUGGUAAUGUCGGUCGUAACGGUGGUAGUGAAAAGUACUCUAUAGACUCCCUUGUAAAGCAGGUCAACCGAGUCGUUGCUGAAAACAACGCCAUGGGUCAGAAACACGGCAAGGACUUUUCAUCUACUCAACAAAAGAUGAUUGAUUUGCAAAUGGAAAUGUCUAAAAUCCGCAGCGAACGAGAUGAAUACCGCCGCAUGCUGGACGAAACAGAACGUAAAUUAAGUGACGAGAUGCGCAACGUAUCUUCUCGUCAUGAUAUGGAAAUGGAAAAGCUAAAGUCUCGUUAUGAUCGUGAUGAAAGUGAUCGUGGUCGACGUACCGACUACCGCCGUGACCAAUCAGCAUCACGAGGAGGCUACGAAGCUGACUCCAACGAUCUAAGGAGACGCCAUAACGAUGAAUUAGAAACCCUCAAGAAGAAAUACGAGCUUGAAAUCGAUGAUUUACGUGAACGUACUGAAUUGGCUGAACGUCAAGCUGCCGAUGUCCGUGCCAAGGCCGAUAAAGAAAAGGAUCGACUCAAUAAUGAAUUGGACGAGCUAGUUGAAGAGUUGAAAAAGAGUAAAGGUGAACGAGAUGACGAAUUCCAAGCUCUAAUAUCCAAGAAUAAACAGUAUGAAUCCGCUGCCCAACUACUCCAGCAAGAACUCAGAUCAGCUCGUGAAAAAGCUGAAAAGAUGGGUAACGAGAUGGACGACCUCAAGAUCCAAAUCUCCACCACCACCAAACGUAAUCGAGAAGAAAACGAAAAGCUCAAAGCAGAAUCAGCUAAACGAGUCAAGGAUGUAGAAGCUCAAUUAUCUGAAUUCGAGGCCAUCCGAGCAGAAUUAGCUUCUGUAGAUCGUGAACAUCAAAUCCUUAUGGCUCGUCGUGAAACUGAACGACGUGAAGCUGAAGCUAUGCUUAAAGACGCUCAGGAUGCUCGUGAUGAUGCGCUUGCUAAGAUGGAUGCUAUGAGGAAACAGCUUGAUAAGGCACAGUCUGAAGCUUCGGAAGCACGUAAUAGGCCACGUAGUAUGGCAGCAGAAGCCCAGCUUAUUGGCAAGAUUGAUGAAUUGCAGAGCACCAUUAUUCGACUCAAGGAGCAAAAGGCUGAUUUGGAGGAUGAAGUCAAAGAGCGCGAGAUUCGUGAGCGUAAAGCGCACCGUGAGUUGGACGGUAUCGUCAAAGAAAUGGACCGUAUGACUCGAAACCAAACUGAUUUCGAAUCAGAACGUAAACGAUACGAAAACUCUAUCGACAAACUCCGUCGUGAAGUCAAUGACUUGCAAUACCGAGUUCAAGAUUAUCGACUUGAGAAUGUUGGAGGUCCAGGAGCUCUUGAUCGAUAUGAUGGAUCUACAGCUGCAUCUCAGAAACUCAGAGGAGAGUUUAAGAAGAUGCUGGCUGAUUUACGAUCAGAAUAUAAUGAGCAGGUUACUCGUGAGGCUAGCACCAAGGCUCGUCUGGAAUCUGAAUUACGAGACUUGAAACGGGAGAGGGAUAUGGUUGCUUACCAGAAGGUUAAUGAUAGCACGCAGACUGUGUUAAGAUGGGUUGAUGGCGACAAACCAGACGCCGUAGGCGGCGCAACAGUCGGUAUCUCCAACCGAGACUGGAAUAAAACAGGUCGCGACCCACGUGGCCCCACAGUAACUCACACUGAAGGCAAAAUAAUCGAGCCAUCUAUAUCAACAUACGAAUCCACACAAACCAAAUCACCAAUCCGGACCGCUCGUGGUCGCUCACGUUCCCAAGAACGUGCGUACGAACGUGAUUUGUUACGAGACAAGUCACGGGGUGCUGCAACAGAUGAUCGACGAGGUGUUGCUGAUGAUCGAUUCGGAUUACCGGAUCGUUCUGAUUUGGGUACGAGAAGUGAACGAGCAUACCGUGACCGUGAAGAUGAUUCAACACGUAGCAGAGCGUAUGAGCCUGAGCCUACAUCACCACGUAAUAGAACAUACGAACCUGUUGAGGAUCGAUAUGGUGCUGCGAGAACUCAGCGCGAUGCUGAUAGGGCUCGAGAGAGGGAGCGGGAUUUGGAUGGGAUGAGAGGGAAUGUUAGUGGUGUUGCGAGACGGGAGCCAUCAUACAGAUAUUGA